UUUCCCAAACUAAGCUGUUUAAAUUGUCAACAUACUUGAGUCCUCUACAUGGUCAGGAUGAGUGAAAAGCGCUCCCUGGAGGGCCAGGUGUACUCUGUACCACUUAUCCAGCCAGACGUGAGAAGAGAGGAAGCCAUACUGCAGAUAGCAGAUGCAUUAGUAUACCUGGAGACCAUAUCCACAGACAUUUUUCAAAGAGUGUCUGAAAGUGUAGAGAAGAACAGGCAGCAGCUGCAGAGCGUCACGGACCGCAUCGGACUGGCCCAGGCCCGAGUUGACAAGAUCAAAGGCAGUAAGAAGGCCACCAAGGUGUUCUCCAGUGCCAAAUACCCCGCUCCAGAUCGACUGGCCGAUUACUCCUCCAUCUUCAGUGGAGCGACAGACCCCUCCUCACAGCCUUGCCCACGACACCGGAUACAAUCCAAGAUCAGACCGUUUGAUGAGAAAGCCCUCCAAGAGUAA
Periophthalmus magnuspinnatus is the source of this 462-nucleotide messenger RNA. RefSeq names its product WASH complex subunit 1-like. The transcript is spliced from 5 exons. Bases 49 to 462 code for a protein of 137 amino acids. Gene Ontology annotation, molecular function: alpha-tubulin binding; gamma-tubulin binding. Gene Ontology annotation, biological process: endocytic recycling; retrograde transport, endosome to Golgi; exocytosis. NCBI's taxonomy places the organism in Eukaryota, Metazoa, Chordata, Actinopteri, Gobiiformes, Gobiidae. Gene Ontology annotation, cellular component: WASH complex; early endosome; recycling endosome. The record is from RefSeq and is a predicted model, not a curated record.